AUGGAACUAAGGAACAAUGUGACUGAGUUCAUCCUCUUAGGGCUCACUCAGAGUCUUCAGGGUCAGAAAAUACUAUUUGUUGUCUUCUUGCUCAUUUACAUUGUCACAAUGGUGGGUAACCUCCUCAUCGUCGUGACCGUGUUGAUGAGUCCAACCCUGAGUGCCCCGAUGUACUUCUUCCUGGGCUACUUGUCAUUCAUGGAUGCUGUUUAUUCUACUACGGUCACCCCAAACAUGAUUAUAAACUUACUCUAUGAGAAGAAAACCAUUUCCUUCCAAGCUUGCAUGACUCAGCUUUUUAUUGGACACUUAUUCGGUGGUGCUGAGAUUUUACUUCUGGUGGUCAUGGCCUAUGACCGCUACGUGGCUAUCUGUAAACCCCUGCAUUACAUGACCAUCAUGAGCCAACGGGUGUGUGUUCUGUUGCUGCUAUUGGCCUGGUUUGGAGGUUUUGUGCAUGCGGGAGUGCACCUUCUCUCUGUCUAUAACCUUCCCUUCUGUGGUUCCAAUAUCAUAGACCAUUUCAUAUGUGACAUGUACCCCUUAUUAAAACUUGCCUGCGCUGACACCUAUGUCAUUGGCCUCACCGUGAUCGCCAAUGAUGGGGCAAUAUGUUUGGUCAUCUUUAUGAUGGUACUCAUUUCCUAUGGAGUCAUUCUGAAUUCCCUGAAGAACCUGAGUCAGGAAGGUCGACGGAAAGCCUUAUCCACCUGUGGCUCCCACAUCACUGUGGUGGUCUUCUUCUUUGUCCCUUGUAUCUUUAUGUAUGUGAGACCUCCUUAUACCUUACCCAUUGAUAAACACUUGACUGUGUUUUACACUGUGUUUACCCCCAUGUUGAACCCCUUAAUCUAUACUCUUAGAAAUGCAGAGAUAAAGAAUGCCAUGAAGAAACUUUGGACCAGUAAAAGGAAAUGA
This is a messenger RNA of Echinops telfairi (small Madagascar hedgehog), 918 nucleotides long. Its product is annotated as olfactory receptor 4A47-like. Lineage: Eukaryota; Metazoa; Chordata; Mammalia; Afrosoricida; Tenrecidae. Gene Ontology annotation, molecular function: G protein-coupled receptor activity; olfactory receptor activity. Gene Ontology annotation, biological process: G protein-coupled receptor signaling pathway. Bases 1 to 918 code for a protein of 305 amino acids. The record is from RefSeq and is a predicted model, not a curated record. Gene Ontology annotation, cellular component: membrane. The transcript has a single exon.